Chanos chanos (milkfish) is the source of this 1452-nucleotide messenger RNA. It is a transcript of the gene apbb3, whose product is annotated as amyloid beta (A4) precursor protein-binding, family B, member 3. Gene Ontology annotation, biological process: regulation of DNA-templated transcription. Gene Ontology annotation, molecular function: transcription factor binding; amyloid-beta binding. Gene Ontology annotation, cellular component: cytoplasm; nucleus. Lineage: Eukaryota; Metazoa; Chordata; Actinopteri; Gonorynchiformes; Chanidae. The record is from RefSeq and is a predicted model, not a curated record. The coding region runs from base 1 to 1452 and encodes 483 amino acids. The transcript has 13 exons.
AUGCUGGGGAAGGAUUACAUGCUCGCCAUCAUCAUAGUCAAUUAUGAUGACAACAUCUGGAAUGACCAGAGUUUGGAGCUGGACUCAGACCUGCCCCCUGGAUGGCGCACAAUUCGGGAUAGCACGGGUACCUACUACUGGCACAUACCCACUGGCACCACACAGUGGCAGCACCCCUCUUACAGCGCCGAGGAGGAGCAGAACGCCAUCAACAGCAUUACCAACAAUGACCUCAAGGACUUUGGAGCGCCUGUACAGCGUGGGUCCAGAGCUGGCUUGACAGAGAGCCCAGUCUCCUCUUUGAAUGACAGGGUCUCAUGGCAGGAGGAGAGUUUCUGCGCCAGCAUGGAUCCUGACUCUAAGUGUUUUGCGGUGCGCUCCCUAGGCUGGGUGGAGAUACCAGAGGAGGAGCUGACCCCCGGGAGGAGCAGCUUGGCUGUGAAUAACUGCAUUCAGCAGCUCUCUCACAGCAAGGCAGAAGGCCGGGACGCAGUGGGAGCCUGGGGGGAGGGUCAGGAUAUGAUGAUGGUCCUGAAGAAGGACACUCUCAGUUUGAUGGACCCUGUGGACCGCAGUCUCAUUCACUGCCAACCAAUCAUAAACAUCCGUGUGUGGGGGGUGGGCUGCAACAAUGGCAGAGACAGAGACUUUGCCUUUGUGGCCAGUGACAAAGACACCUGUAUGCUGAAAUGUCACGUGUUCCGCUGCAAUGCCCCAGCCAAGACCAUUGCCACAGCACUGCAUGAGAUGUGCUCUAAGAUCAUGGCAGAAAAAACAGCAAUGCGCCCCUCCAUGGCUCGCUCCCUUACUAUGGAGAGUAUCUCUCCUGAGGACCUGCCUCGUCAAGUUGACUUCCUGGAUGCAGUCAGGCAGAGAGUACAGAAGUUUGAAGUGGAAUACAUUGGAAAUCUACCUGUUUCCAGAGCAAUGGGGAUGGAAGUCCUGAACAGGGCCAUUGAGAGCAUCAUUCAUUCUAGAGACAGGGAUGAGUGGGAGCCCAUUGUCAUCCAUGUUUCUGACACAGUUUUGUCCCUGUGGAGGGGAGAGGACAGAGAGGAUCCAUUUUGGGAGUGCCAGGUGCGUUACUUGACCUUUCUAGGUGUGGGUCAUGACACACACACUUUUGCAGUGAUUGUGGAUGCAGGGACACAGCGAUUCGAAUGUCACGUCUUCUGGUGCGAACCUGAUGCUGGAAUCAUCUCAGAGGCAGUGCAGGCAGCAUGUAUGGUUCAGUACCAGAAGUGUUUGGUGGCUCAGACACCACCACCGAGGUCAAAAAUGUGGCGUGCUGGCUCCAAGGUGAAACGUGCCAACUCCAUGGAUGGCUCAACUUUCCCGCCACGACACCAAGGACACUCACCCCCCAAAAUGGCCUCCUCUAGCAUGAAGAAAGGUGUACUGGCGUUUUUUGAGACAUUUCGAAAUAAACAGUCAGUAGCUCCUACACCUUAA